GCGGACGGACGCGAACUGGGCCGGAGUCCCGGACUGACGCUGCGUCCGCCCCGGGGCCGAGGUGGGAGGGCUUUUCCCUGCCCCACAGAGGUCCCCGCACUCGGCGUCCCGCGGCCGCAGCCUCCGGGGACGAUGGUGGCCCGCCUGCUGCUGCGCGCUUGGCCCCGGGUCCCUGCCGUCGGCCCGGGAGCCCCCCGGCGGCCCCUGAGCGCCGGCUCCGGGCCCGGCCAGUACCUGCAGCGCAGCAUUGUGCCCACCAUGCACUUCCAGGACAGCCUGCCCAGGCUGCCUGUUCCCAAACUUGAAGACACCAUUAGAAGAUACCUCAGUGCACAGAAGCCUCUCUUGGAUGAUGGGCAGUUCAGGAAAACAGAAGAAUUUUGCAAGAAUUUUGAAAAUGGGAUUGGAAAAGAAUUGCACGAUCAGCUGGUUGCUCAGGACAAGCAGAAUAAACACACGAGCUACAUUUCAGGCCCCUGGUUUGAUAUGUACUUAACUGCUCGAGACCCCAUUGUCCUGAACUUUAAUCCAUUUAUGGCAUUCAACCCUGACCCAAAGUCUGAGUAUAAUGAACAGCUCACCCGGGCGACCAACAUGACGGUUUCUGCCAUCCGGUUUCUGAAGACACUCCGGGAUGGCCUUUUGGAACCAGAAGUGUUCCACUUGAACCCUGCUAAAAGUGACACUGAUACCUUUAAGAAACUCAUACGCUUUGUGCCUUCCUCUCUGUCUUGGUAUGGUGCCUACUUGGUCAAUGCAUAUCCACUGGAUAUGUCCCAGUAUUUCCGGCUUUUCAAUUCAACUCGUUUACCCAGACCCAGUCGGGAUGAACUCUUCACUGAUAACAAGGCCAGACACCUUCUGGUCCUAAGAAAAGGACAUUUCUAUGUCUUUGAUGUCCUGGAUCAAAAUGGGAACAUUGUGAGCGCCUCUGAAAUCCAGGCUCAUCUGAAGUACAUUCUCUCAGACAAUAGCCCUGCCCCUGAGUUUCCACUGGCAUAUCUGCCCAGUGAGAACCGAGAUAUCUGGGCAGAGCUCAGGCAGAAGCUGGUGAGUGGUGGCAACGAGGAGACCCUGAGGAAAGUAGACUCUGCUGUGUUCUGUCUCUGCCUAGAUGACUUCCCCAUUAAGGACCUUGUCCACUUGUCCCAUACCAUGCUGCACGGUGACGGCACAAACCGCUGGUAUGAUAAAUCCUUUAACCUCAUUAUAGCCAAGGACGGCACUGCCGCUGUCCACUUUGAGCAUGCUUGGGGCGAUGGGGUUGCAGUGCUCAGGUUUUUCAAUGAAGUGUUUAAAGACAGCACUCAGGCCCCUGCCAUCACUCCACAGAGCCAGCCGGCCAGCACUGACUCCUCUGCUGCUGUGCAGAAGCUCAACUUCAAGCUGAACGAUGCCUUAAAGACUGGCAUCAUUGCUGCUAAGGAAAAGUUUGAUGCCACCAUGAAAACCCUCACCAUUGACUGCAUCCAGUUUCAGAGAGGAGGCAAAGAAUUCUUGAAGAAGCAGAAGCUGAGCCCUGACUCGGUGGCUCAGCUGGCCUUCCAGAUGGCCUUUCUGCGGCAAUAUGGGAAGACGGUGGCCACCUACGAGUCCUGCAGCACUGCAGCGUUCAAGCACGGCCGCACUGAGACCAUCCGCCCCGCCUCCGUCUUCACCAAGAGGUGCUCCGAGGCCUUUGUCAGGGAACCUUCCAAGCACAGUGCUGGAGAGCUUAAGCAGAUGAUGGCCGAGUGCUCCAGAUACCACGGCCAGCUGACCAAAGAAGCGGCCAUGGGCCAGGGUUUUGAUCGACACUUAUUUGCUCUGCGGUACCUGGCAGCAGCCAAAGGGAUUGCCCUGCCCGAGCUGUAUCUGGACCCUGCAUAUGGGCAGAUAAACCACAACAUCCUGUCCACUAGCACACUGACCAGCCCAGCAGUGAACAUUGGUGGCUUUGCCCCCGUGGUCCCUGAUGGCUUUGGUGUUGGGUAUGCCGUUCAUGACAACUGGAUAGGCUGCAACGUCUCCUCCUACACAAGCCGCAAUGCCCAGGAGUUUCUCCAAUGUGUGCAGAAGGCCUUAGAAGACAUGUUUGAUGCCAUGGAAGGCAAAUCCAUCAGAACUUAGCUUCUGGGCAGGUUAAAAGCCUCCAUUGCUUCAUCUACAUGAAAAUUGAGGCCUUAGUAGCCAGUAGGUGCUAUUCUGUGACUAUUGGAACUAAUCAUGAGGUACCUCAGCGGCCAAUGAUGUGAAGCCUGAGCUUUAAAAUCAUGGUUUUAAAACUAAACGUGUAAUUUCCAAGUGGAAUUAGAUCAAAAAGAUGAUGUGAGAUUUCAGUUUUAAGGGCAUUUGAUCAGGAGGGUAGGAUUUGGAAAAAUAACUCAGGUGUAUUUAUUGUUGAAGCAGAAAUAAAAUUUAAUUGUUGCAUCUA
This is a messenger RNA of Eptesicus fuscus (big brown bat), 2413 nucleotides long. RefSeq names its product carnitine palmitoyltransferase 2 (gene CPT2). Gene Ontology annotation, cellular component: mitochondrion. NCBI's taxonomy places the organism in Eukaryota, Metazoa, Chordata, Mammalia, Chiroptera, Vespertilionidae. Gene Ontology annotation, biological process: fatty acid beta-oxidation. Bases 133 to 2109 code for a protein of 658 amino acids. The transcript is spliced from 5 exons. The record is from RefSeq and is a predicted model, not a curated record. Gene Ontology annotation, molecular function: carnitine O-palmitoyltransferase activity.